Ornithodoros turicata is the source of this 1371-nucleotide messenger RNA. RefSeq names its product protein HEXIM1-like (gene Hexim). Gene Ontology annotation, cellular component: nucleus; nucleoplasm; cytoplasm. Bases 183 to 1001 code for a protein of 272 amino acids. The record is from RefSeq and is a predicted model, not a curated record. Gene Ontology annotation, biological process: negative regulation of cyclin-dependent protein serine/threonine kinase activity; negative regulation of transcription by RNA polymerase II. Lineage: Eukaryota; Metazoa; Arthropoda; Arachnida; Ixodida; Argasidae. The transcript has a single exon. Gene Ontology annotation, molecular function: cyclin-dependent protein serine/threonine kinase inhibitor activity; 7SK snRNA binding.
CUACCAAACUAGACAACGAAGCCAGUGCUGGCGCAUUUCUCCGACAAGUGUUGACGCGUGCAUUUGGCAACGUGAUCGCGCCGUGUUUUAUUGUGAGUUGCGAAAUUUUUGCAAAUGUUAACCAGCUGUAUUUGGUUCUCGGAGCAUUCGAACUGUCUUUUAGUGUGUGCUACUGGUGCGUCAUGGGUGAAGUAGAAGUUUUGCGUCAUGAAGACCCCAUCGUGGCGACUCCUCCGCAGCAGCAGACGACAAGCGGAAGUGUACCUGGAUGUGGACUCCCGCUCCCUGGCGGUCACGAGGAGCAACAUGAGGAGGAUGACCAGCAGACUCCGUCCGAUCAUGGCCAGGACAACGGGGGGAAGCGCAAGAAAAACCGCCGUGGCAAAAAUAAGAAGCGCAAGUGGAAGCCGUAUUAUAAACUUUCCUGGGAGGAAAGAAGGGAGUUGGAAGAGCGGGAAUCCCGUCGGGCCAACAAAGUGCGAGCCCAGAUGUUUGCACAUGGACUUCCAGUGGCUCCGUACAACACCACCCAAUUUCUCAUGGAAGAUCACUGCGUACAAGAACCUGACUACGAGCACAUUGUCAACGGAGGCCAUCGGCAUCGUGACAAUAGCAUCAACAGUGUUAACAGCAUCGAUUCGUCGGAUGAGUUCUACAGCUCGCCAGAGGAUGAGGAUGAUUUCUUGCAGAAACAAUUCUCGGAGGCCUACGAUGACAUUCACGCGGAAAGGCUCAACUCGAUGAGCAAGACUGAACUCGUACAAGAAUACCUCCUGUUGGAGGAUCGUGUUCAGGACUUGGAACACAAGUUGCGCGAAUCUCGGACUGCGCGAUUAGAUGUGGAAACGCAGACGACGGCUGAAGAGACGGAAGAACAGUUGCAGAAGAUUAGUAUCUUCAAAGAGGAGAUUCGCAAGUUAGCAGACGAGAACGUCAGAAUCCGCGCCGAAAAUAAGGCCUUGAGGGAAUUGGUCACUGCCAGUCCUUCAUCUUCCUCGUGAUCUUUUCUCUCUUUUUUUUUUCUUCUUCUUUUUUCUUCUUGUAAAUAGAUGGUUAUCUUUUAUAUUAUUUCACAUUCAUCGACGUCUUGAGCUGCACAAUGACUUUGGCACUUUGAGGUUUUUCUCCAUAUUCAGCUCGUCCUGUACGUUACAAGCGACUCGCCAGAGUCAAAAUUCUGUAUUGGUUAAAAAGAAAACGAGACGAGUGACAUUUUGUCCCGGUGCAGUGCACGUGAGGUACAUUAUAAAAUAACGUGCUUUGCUCGUUGAGGACAAUCUUAAUUAGACUCGAAUGAGGGAAGGAGAGAAAAUGACGAGUGCUUUUCCACCGGGAGGGAAGAAAAUAAGCAUAUUAAAGUACUCAAUUUUA